Messenger RNA from Bactrocera oleae (olive fruit fly), 981 nucleotides. It is a transcript of the gene RpS26, whose product is annotated as ribosomal protein S26. The record is from RefSeq and is a predicted model, not a curated record. Gene Ontology annotation, biological process: translation. Gene Ontology annotation, molecular function: structural constituent of ribosome; mRNA binding. NCBI's taxonomy places the organism in Eukaryota, Metazoa, Arthropoda, Insecta, Diptera, Tephritidae. Gene Ontology annotation, cellular component: ribosome; cytosolic small ribosomal subunit.
ACUCAACUUCAAAAAUUCUGUUUUCUUUUGUACUUCAUACUUUACAAUUUAUAUUUAUUUUAUAAGAAAUGGCAUUUAAAAGAACAAACCAAAUAGAAGCUUUUAGUUAGAAGGUAUAUGAAUGUUAAUGAAUUGUGCAAACUAACAAAAGUUGUUCACGUUCAUCCAAAAAUUUAUAAAUUAAUAAGUAAAUAAUUUAAUAUUAUAUUUAGGGUAGAGAUGAAUGUAGUUGUGUAUAAUUGGAAUUAUUACUUGCUACAACAGUUAUCCGUAUAAGAUCCGGUCAACUCUGUUACAGGAGAACUGUGUUUAUUUUAUGUAUUUUGGUUUCGAUUUAACUUAAUGAAUAUUUAAACAUUAUAAUAUUUGCUAUGGUUGAUUGAUCGGAUGAAGAAAAGCGUAGAUAUAUUUAAAGAUUUAUUAAAAAAUAAAAAAAAAUUGUAUUCUGUAAAAUAUUUAAGCAUUAUUGCUAUAAACGGAGAAGUAUGCAGUAUUUUGUAUGCAUGUGCUUGUUGAGUCGAAAAUUGAACAACAGCCAAGUUAACAGCGUCUGUGUCUUUCCUUUAUCUGCUUCCUGUUGAACGAAGACAAGUGCUAAGAAAAUGACAAAGAAACGCCGUAACGGAGGUCGUUGCAAACAUAAUCGCGGGCACGUGAAGCCGGUACGCUGUACCAAUUGCGCACGAUGUGUUCCAAAGGAUAAAGCCAUUAAGAAGUUUGUCAUUCGUAAUAUUGUAGAAGCCGCUGCUGUGAGAGACAUUUCUGAAGCUUCAAUCUGGGAAACAUAUAUUUUGCCAAAGCUGUACGCAAAGCUGCAUUAUUGCGUAUCAUGUGCUAUCCAUUCAAAGGUUGUAAGGAAUCGAUCCAAAGAAGCUCGUCGUAUCCGCACACCACCUGUUCGAACUUUUCCUAAGGAUAUGGCUCGGAAUCAACCAAGAAAGUAGAGCAAAUAAAUAUUUUGGAAAUUGACAUAACACAUAA